GUAUUUCCCACUUACCCUUCUGAAUAAUAUAUUGGAAUAAUUAAGAAAAAAUUUAAUUGUUUUAAACAAAAAGGGUUUCAACUAUUUGGCAGCACUACAGUUUCUGACAGCGUGAAAUGUGAAAUUUUCCUUCAGCACCCAAUCAGCAUACUAGAAUGAUCAUGUCACACUGAAGCCUGCAGUAAUGGCUGCUGAAAACUCAGCUUUGCCAAACAGGAAUAAAUUAUGUUUUAAAAUAGAAAAUUUAAUUUUAAUAAUAUUUCACAAUAUUAUUGUAUUUAUUUCUGUUAAGUAAAUGCAGUGGUGAGCAUGCAUGACGUAAAAAAAAAUAUAUAAUGUUGUAAACUUAUAGCUGGCAGUGUUAUUUGAAUCAGGAAUGUAAAUAAUUGCAAAGAAGAGAAAUACUUAAUGCUGAAAAAUCGGAUUCAUCUUAGGCUGCGUUUACAACUACUGGAGCAAAUAAAAAACAGAUGGAACUAAUUAAUCAAAUUGACCAACAGACUGAGUGACAGCUGUUUUUUCAUCAAUUACUUAAACCCCUCUGAUCUUGCAUUAACAUUCAUCAAAUGUUCUUUAGAACAUUUUAAUUAACGCAUUUACCAAUGACCAAAGGUGGAUGAUUUCAACAUUUAUUAUUCUGUUAAAACUGCCAGAUGAAAUCAUCCAUUUUAUUUUUUACCAAAGUUGGGGUUAUUUUUUAUGGUUUAAAUAGUAGAAUCAUAAAUUCAAUAUUUAUUAUAUUCAAACGGUUUACCUUUUUCACAUUUUAAUUGUUCACAUUCACUAAAAUACUCCACGGUGAGUCUCGGCCUCAUGUAUGAAGAUGUUCCUACAAGCCCCUUUUGUGUUCUUCUGUGCACCUUUUGUAGUACAAAUAUAUAUUUUAUUAGUACUGAUUUCAUAUGUCUAGUAACUUAUUAUUUGUCUUAUUCUACUUCUAACUAUAUUGUUUUAAAAAUAUUUUUUAAAAAUCUUAUAAACACAACGGCUCUGGGGACGCCCAUGCUCUGGAGAUGAAGUAGGCUGUGGAGUUUCUGUUGUCCUGGUAACGCGUCAACGGAAUCCGGGAAUGGCGAGUUUACUGGGUGAAACUCUGUUUGAGAUCAGUGGACAAGGUCCUGCUCCAAUAAAGGACUAUUUCCACUUUGCAAUAACAAAAUCUCAGGUAAUUUGGAGCUGGUGGAAGAUCUCUUUGAGGUCAGACUGCAGGAACACACCACCAGGACAACUGAGAGAAUCACAUGAAGACUUUUUAGAAGACAAACGUCUGCAAAAUCAAGUGAGAAUGGUAUUUGGUCCUCACAUCUUCCAGUACUCCCAAAAUUUAUGCCAGGGACACUAUGAUUAUAUUGUCCGUCUCCCCAAUGCUUUACUUUUCAACAUCAUGGCACAUCUGGACCUUGAAGACAUUUCAGUUGUUUCACGCACCUGCCGUAGGUUUAAAGAGCUUUGUAACUCUGAGGAUUUCUGGGAGCAGACAGUGAGGAAGCAUUGUGACACUGUGACACCAACAGUGGAGGCUUUAGCUGAGGAGGUUGGCUGGAGGACAAUUUUCUUUACCAACAAGCUGCAGCUGCAGAUGCAGAUUAGUCGCCGGAAGCAGAAGGAAAAUCAGCCCUGUGAGGAUAAAAACCAGCCAAGUCCUUCUUCAGUACCUUUGGAGUAAAUGACUGAAGACUGUUUACAAAGCCUUUUUUAAGUCUGAUUAAGACUUUAUUUCACAAAACACUAUUUUUGCUUGUAUUGAAGAUUCACUCAAAUCUAAUCCAACUGAAGAUUGCUCAAAUCUAAAAUGUUUUUGAGCCAAAGAACCAGUUUUAGGUGAAAUAUUUAUGCUGUAUUUCACAACUUGUAAAAUAAACACAUAAUAGCUGAUUUUCUGCAGUCUUUGAGGUUAUUUUAAUACAUAUCCAAAGACUGAGAUUAUGCCAGCACGUGUUUUCUCUACUUUACCAAACACAACACAGUUCUAUAUAACACAUAAUAACAGUAUUGUCCUGUCAGAUGCCAAUUUUUGUGAAUAAAAACCUUA
Carassius gibelio (silver crucian carp) is the source of this 2032-nucleotide messenger RNA. RefSeq names its product F-box protein 36b (gene fbxo36b). Bases 1070 to 1666 code for a protein of 198 amino acids. NCBI's taxonomy places the organism in Eukaryota, Metazoa, Chordata, Actinopteri, Cypriniformes, Cyprinidae. The record is from RefSeq and is a predicted model, not a curated record. The transcript is spliced from 4 exons. Gene Ontology annotation, molecular function: protein binding.